AUGUCCCUCAGCGACAAUGAAGUCUUCCAAUUGCGGGCAGCUCUGCAGGACGCUGUAGUCAAAUGUUUCGAGCGCUGUCUCUACCAAUCCGCGAAAUGGGCUGCUGAGCUCCUCAACUCCAUCCCCGAAUCCACAGGCCAACAACCCUCCUCCCAAGACACAAUAACCGCCCAGUCCGCCUCCAUAUCCGGCCCGAAUCCCGACCCCGAAGAAGCACGUCUAGAAGCGCAAGAAUUCAACAAAUACCUCUUCGCAAAAUCUCUAUUCGACUGCCGCGAAUACGACCGAUGCGCCGCCGUCUUCCUUCCCGAGUCCAUGCUCUCGGGCAUCGUGGAAUCCAAAGCCGAACCAGCAUCGGGAACUCCCAAGGGAAAGGGCAAGCUAAAACCGAGUGCGACGGCGGCGACGGCAGCAGCUGAGUCGAGCAAGACUGCGGCGCUGCCGAAGAUAAGCCAGAAGAGUCUGUUCCUUGCGCUCUAUGCCAAGGUGAUAUCGGGCGAGAAGAGGAAAGAUGAGGAUGCGGAGAUGGUGAUGGGGCCGCAUGAUGUGGGGACAGUGGGGAAUAAGCAGUUGCUUCUUGUGAGCAAGUGUCUUAAUGCGUGGUUUGAGGAGAGGAGUGUGGGCGAUGAGGAGGCGGUGGGAAGUCAGGGCUGGCUCGAAUAUCUCUACGGAAUGGUGCUUGCAAAGGAAAAGAACAACGAAAAGGCUAUGGAGUAUCUGGUACGGAGCGUGCACCUCUUCCCCAUGAACUGGGGCUGCUGGCUCGAGAUGGCCUCAUUAAUAUCUCGAGUGGAAGAUCUCAACCGCAUCGCCAAGCACCUCCCACACAACAUCGUCUCCUUCAUGUUCCACCUCCACACCUCCCUCGAACUCUUCCAACAAGGCCCCUCCCUCGCCAACUCCCUCGACCAACUCCUCAGCAUCUUCCCCACCUCCUCCUUCCUCCUCACCUGCAACGCCCUCCUCUCCUACCACGCCAAAGACUUCGUCGCCGCCGAGCAGCACUUCAGCCGCCUCCUCUCUCUCCACCCUUACCGCCUCGACUCCCUCGACCACUACUCCAACAUCCUCUACGUAAUGAACAUGCGACCAAAACUCGCCUUCCUGGCCCACCUCUGUUCCAACGUCGACAAGUUCCGGCCCGAAUCGUGCGUCGUCAUCGGGAACUACUACAGCCUUUUAUCUAUGCACGAAAAGGCCGUGCAGUACUUCCGCCGUGCCCUCACGCUCGAUCGUACGUGCUUGUCAGCCUGGACGCUCAUGGGCCAUGAGUACGUCGAGUUGAAGAAUACGCACGCCGCGAUCGAGUCGUAUCGCCGAGCCGUGGACGUCAACCGUCGGGAUUAUCGGGCCUGGUACGGUCUUGGUCAGACAUACGAGAUGCUCGAAAUGCACACCUACGCUCUAUGGUACUACAAGAAGGCGGCAGGCUUACGGCCCUGGGACGGCAAGAUGUGGUUGGCCGUCGGCUCGUGUCUUGAGAAGAUGGAUCGCGACCGAGAUGGUAUCAAGGCGCUUAAGCGCGCGCUGCUGGCCGAUGCAUACUACGACGUGGGGAGCAGCUUUGGCAGCGGCGGCGAGUUGCUAGGUGGACGGAAUACGACGGGACACAUGGAUCCCGAGACGUUGCUGCAGAUUGCCAACAUGUAUAAUCGGCUCGGCGAAAUCGACGAGGCCAAGUCUUACAUGGAGCUCUGCCUCGCACAGGAAGAUGGCGGAGUCCAAUCCUCCGACGACAUGCGUUUCCAAGAGUCGAUCACCAUACACAACGACUCGCCUCCUCCUUCGGACGACGGCAGAGGGGGCGAGAGCGCCGCUGUUGGGGCCGGGGAUCACGAGGGCGGCACGGGUGUCACGGCGGCGACGAGUAAGGCGAGGAUGUGGCUGGCGAGAUAUGCGCUUGAUAUGGAGGAUUAUGUUACGGCGAAUCGGUUGGCGACGGAGUUGUGUGAGGACGGGGUGGAGGUGGAGGAGGCGAAGGCGUUGUUGAGGGAGGUGAGGGCGAGGAUGGAUGUUGAAGGGGUGUGA
Molecule: messenger RNA, 2028 nt
Organism: Scedosporium apiospermum
Lineage: Eukaryota; Fungi; Ascomycota; Sordariomycetes; Microascales; Microascaceae
Exons: 4
Coding region: 1-2028 (675 amino acids)
Biological process (GO): cell division
Cellular component (GO): anaphase-promoting complex
Molecular function (GO): protein binding
Source: RefSeq, a predicted model, not a curated record